AAAAAGUAAACCAGCUAUUGAAAUUGUGAAUCAUUUGAAAUGGUGGAUUUGCCUCGGUUUACUGGAUCACUUAAACCAGCUACAUUAGAAUGGAAUUCACCUAUUGUUCAGAUAAAAUUAAGAGAAGAACUGCAACAGAAACGGAAGCUUGUUAAAGUCACCAAUGGAUUGACAUGGAAAGAGUUAAAAUGUGCUCACAAUCAAAACAACUCCAAAAAAAGUCAAUUGCUAAAGGAAUUAUUUGAAUGUGCUAAAGACAUGGUUGGAAGAGAUACAACUCAAGAAGCAUUAGAAGAAUCAUCUGCUUUUUUGUUCGAAGCGCUCAAAGAUACAACUAGUAUUUCAUCUUUAGAAUCUUUAAAACUUCAGCAAGUUUUCGGACCUUUUCCUGCUACACUUGCAACAAAGGCAUUCGAGUGUGUUCAACAGUUAUCAUAUAUACUAUCAAAGGAGUCUGAUGAAAGUAGUGGAACUGAUAAAUUAAACUCUGAUUAUUUUGGCCACAAUAUAAAAUUAGACUUUGACUUUUAUGAUACAAAUUUUGAGAAUUUAUAUGAAGAGUAUGAAAUUGAAAGUAGAACAUCUGUUUCCUCUGGUGAUUCAUUUGUUCAACAUUUUCGUGACACACUUUUAUUGCAUCAAAAUGUCGACCUUGAAAAACAGGUGUGUCAAAAUAAUCUGAGUUCCUCUUGGCUACAGGACCAGUGUGAUGUUUAUGUUAAAACUAAUCCUGGCUCUAUUUGUUCCUCUGAUUUAGCAUCAGCUAUAUAUGAUAUUUUGGCUACAUCAAAGUCAAAUGAUGAAAUACAAAAUGAUCUGUUCGAUUUAGUUGGUUUUGAUGCAUUUGAUUUGAUACUUAACCUAUUAGAAAAAAGGAAAGAAAUUAUAGAUGCUGGCUCUGUAAAGAAAUCUGGUACAAACAAUGUAACUGAAUUCCAAUACAUUGACCCAGUACAUAAACUUCGUAAGCCUUUGCUUGGUUCUCAAGUAACAAUACAUAGUGAACUUGAAAAAGACUUUGUGAAAAAAAUGCAUAAAGAAGAAAGAAAAUUGCUACGAAAAGAUCCAGAGUUAUACAAGGAAAUAUACAACCAAAAUUGCAAUGAACUUCAAAAUAUCCAAUCGCAACCUUUAUUCAAACGAGAUACCACAACCUCCUCUCAACAAUAUCCAUUUGUAUUUGAUGAGUUUGCAAUUAAAAAACACACAUCUUCUUUUGUAGGUGGAUCUAAGAUAUUACUUCCUGAAUCAGCAACAAAAAGUAGCAACAAAAAAUAUGAAGAAAUAGAUAUCCCAGCAUCUGCCUCCAAGCUACCUGAUUAUUUAAAUAUAUUUGUUGAAAUAAAAAAUCUUGAUGAGGUUGGACAAAUAGUUUUUCGCAAUAUAAAAAAACUAAAUCGUAUACAAAGUAUUGUCUUUGAUGCUGCAUAUAACACCAAUGAAAAUUUAUUGGUUUCUGCUCCCACAGGAGCUGGUAAAACAAAUAUUGCGUUACUUGCAGUUACACAUGAGAUAAAGCAAAACAUGGAAAUGGGUGUGGUUAAAAAGGAUGCUUUCAAGAUUGUUUAUGUUGCUCCGAUGAAAGCAUUAGCUUCUGAAAUGACUGAAACAUUUGGCAAGCGGCUUCAACCAUUGGGUAUUGUAGUUCGUGAGUUGACUGGUGACAUGCAGUUAACAAAGAAAGAAAUUCAAGAAACCCAGAUGUUAGUGACUACUCCAGAGAAAUGGGAUGUUGUUACACGAAAAGGUUUUAGUGAUGUUGCGUUAUCUCAGAUUGUUAGGCUUCUUAUAAUUGACGAAGUUCAUUUACUUCAUGAUGAUCGUGGUGCAGUUUUGGAAGCACUUGUUGCUAGGACACUAAGACAGGUUGAGUCCACGCAGAGUAUGAUACGCAUUGUUGGAUUAUCUGCUACUUUGCCAAACUAUACAGAUGUUGCCAAGUUUUUGAAUGUAAAUCCUUUAAAGGGUUUAUUUUAUUUUGAUGGUCGCUUUCGUCCAGUUCCUCUCCGACAAACAUUCAUAGGGAUACAUGCAACAGGUUUUUUACAGUUUACUAAAGAUUUAAAUGAAGUUUGCUACAAAAAGGUUCAUGAAAAUGUGCGCAAUGGAAAGCAGGUCAUGGUUUUUGUUCAUGCAAGAAACGCUACAGUGAAGACUGCAAUGACUUUGCGUGAAAUGGCAAAGAAUGAAGGUGAAAUAGCAGAUUUUGAACCAGAUAAAAAUGCUCAAUAUUCAAUAAUGGAAAAAAAAGUUAUGCGUUCUAGAAACAAGCAGUUAAAAGAGAUGUUUCCGGAUGGCUUUGGCAUCCACCAUGCAGGAAUGUUGCGGCAAGACAGAAAUACAGUUGAAGAAUUGUUUUCUAAAGGUUUUAUCAAAGUGCUUGUAUGCACUGCAACUUUAGCAUGGGGAGUAAAUCUUCCAGCUCAUGCAGUUAUAAUAAAGGGAACUGAACUUUAUGACGCACAAAAAGGUUCUUUUGUGGAUAUUGGUAUUCUUGAUGUUUUACAAAUAUUUGGAAGAGCUGGUCGUCCUCAAUAUGAUAGUAGUGGGCAUGGAAUUAUCAUUUCGAAAUAUGAUAAGCUUUCACAUUAUUUGCAGUUGCUUACACAACAAACACCAAUUGAAAGUCAAUUUGUAAAUAGCCUUACUGACAAUUUAAAUGCUGAGGUUUCACUUGGGACUGUGACAACAGUAGAUGAAGCAGUUAAAUGGCUAAGCUAUACUUAUAUGUAUGUUCGCAUGCGUAUCAAUCCUCUAGUUUAUGGUAUAAAUUAUAGAGAAAAAGAAGAAGAUCCUUUGCUUGAAAAGCAUCGUCUCGAUCUUAUAAAAAUUAGUGCAAGAAAACUUGAUAAAGCAAAAAUGAUUAGAUUUGAUGAGCGCACUAACUUUUUAUACCCAACAAACCUUGGACGAACUGCUAGUAAUUACUAUAUUGAUUUCCCCACUAUUGAGGUAAUUAAUGAAUUUUUCAAACCUGUUAUGGAUGUUGGAGAAAUAUUUUCUGUUGUUUCCAAAGCUCAUGAAUUUAAUCAAAUCAAAGUUCGUGAAGAUGAAGUUAUAGAAUUAGAGGAACAUUUAAAUGAAUCUUGUGUCACUCCAGUCAAAGGUGGCACAGAUACAGAGUAUGGAAAAGUAAAUAUAUUAUUGCAGACAUAUGUAUCUAAGGCACAGCUAGAAAGUUUUUCAUUGAUAUCUGAUAUGUCUUAUGUCGCUCAGAAUGCUACUCGGAUAGUGAGAGCUCUAUUUGAGAUAUCAUUACAAAACAAUUGGGCUAUAAUGGCAAAACGUUUGCUGACACUUUCUAAAGUUGUUGAAAAACAACUGUGGGAAUGGGAGCAUCCAUUCAAGCAAUUAGAAGGGAUUAAAUUUGAGUUGCUUGUAAAAUUAGAACAAAAAAAACUAACAGUAGAUAUGAUGAGAGAAAUGGAUGCAAAGGAAAUUGGUCUUAUUGUUAAUCAUGUUAGCAUGGGAUCAACUUUAAAGUCAUGCGCUUUCCAAAUCCCUAGAGUUCAGCUUGGUGCAUCUAUACAUCCAAUUACUCGUACUGUAUUGCGGCUAAAUUUAAAAGUGAUACCUGAUUUUGAAUGGAAUGAUAAGUACCAUGGCAAAGUAGCAGAGCCAUGGUGGAUAUGGGUGGAGGAUCCAGACACUGAUAACAUUUAUCACUCUGAAUAUUUUUUGCUCUCUAGAAAAUCUGUCAAACAAAAGGAAGAGCAGUCUUUAGUAUUUACAAUUCCUAUAUUUGAACCUCUCCCACCACAGUAUUAUGUUCGUGCUGUCUCUGAUCGUUGGUUGCAUUCUGAAGCAGUUGUUGCCAUAAGUUUUAAACAUCUUAUUUUGCCAGAUCUUCAUCCUCCUCAUACAGAACUAUUAAAUCUUCAACCAUUGCCUGUCACGGUUUUGCGCAAUUCCCAAUUGGAAAUGUUGUAUAGUUUUUCACACUUCAAUCCGAUUCAAACUCAAUUAUUUCAUACAUUAUACUAUACUGAUAGCAGUGUGCUUCUUGGUGCUCCAACUGGAAGCGGUAAAACAAUAGCAGCUGAAUUAGCAUUGUUUAGAGUAUUUAGAGAAUACCCAAAAGCUAAAUCUGUUUACAUUGCACCUCUCAAAGCUUUGGUAAGUGAAAGAAUGGCAGAUUGGAAAGUGAGAAUUGAACAAAAAUUAAAAAAAAAAGUUAUAGAACUGACUGGUGAUGUUACUCCAGAUAUAAGAUCCAUAGGUAUAGCAGAUGUCAUUGUGACAACACCUGAAAAAUGGGAUGGCAUCAGUCGAAGUUGGCAGACGCGUCAGUAUGUCAAAGAUGUUGCUCUAGUUAUUAUUGAUGAAAUUCAUUUACUUGGUGGUGAUCGAGGACCUGUUUUAGAAGUAAUAGUUUCAAGAACAAAUUUUAUAUCAAGUCACACAUCUAAAAAGUGUCGAGUUAUCGGACUUUCAACAGCUCUUGCAAAUGCAAAAGAUUUAGCUGAUUGGUUAGGAAUAGGACAGGAAGGCUUGUUUAAUUUUCGACCAUCUGUUCGUCCAGUACCCUUAGAGGUGCAUAUUGCUGGAUAUCCUGGAAAACAUUACUGUCCACGUAUGGCUACAAUGAAUAAACCCUGUUUUAAAGCAAUACAAACUCACUCUCCUGAAAAACCUGUUCUCAUUUUUGUUUCUUCCAGACGACAAACAAGACUGACUGCUUUAGAUUUAAUUGCCUAUUUAGCUGGUGUAAGCAAUCCAAAACAGUGGAUGAAAAUGUUAGAGCAAGAAAUGAAUGACUUAAUCAGCACAGUUCAUGAUCAAACAUUAAAGUUAACAUUGUCAUUUGGUAUUGGUCUUCAUCAUGCUGGACUUCACGAGAGAGAUCGUAAAAUGACAGAAGAACUUUUUGUUAAUCAAAAAAUACAGGUGCUGAUAGCAACAUCAACUCUUGCAUGGGGAGUAAAUUUUCCUGCACACUUUGUAAUUAUUAAGGGAACUGAGUACUAUGAUGGAAAGACAAAGCGUUAUGUAGAUUUUCCAAUCACAGAUGUUUUGCAAAUGAUGGGUAGAGCUGGUCGUCCUCAGUAUGAUGAUCAUGGUGUUGCACUUAUUUUGGUCCAAGAUAUUAAAAAAAAUUUUUAUAAAAGAUUUUUGUACGAACCUUUUCCAGUUGAAUCUAAUUUGUUAGAAGUGCUUCCUGACCAUUUAAAUGCUGAAAUUGUUGCCAGCACUAUCACAUCAAAACAAGAUGCAAUGGAUUACAUGACCUGGACUUACUUAUUCAGACGAAUACUUAUGAAUCCUACUUACUAUGGAUUAGAUGAUACAAAUCAUAAUUCAAUAAAUGCAUUUUUAUCAAAAAAUAUUGAAAAGUCAAUUUAUGAACUGCAGAGUUCAUACUGUGUUGAGGUUAAAGAGGACGAUAAUACUAUAGAACCAACAAUUCUUGGUCGAAUUUCUUCGUAUUAUUAUCUAAGCCACUUAUCUAUGAGAAUGUUCAAAUCUCGCCUUUGCUCAGAACUCUCAAUCGAAGAUGUAUUGCAGGUUCUGUGUGACGCACAGGAAUAUGAUCAACUACCUGUCAGACACAAUGAAGAUAAAUUAAACGGUGAACUUGCUGAAUUGGUACCACUGCAAGUGAAUAAAUAUACCUUGGAUAGUCCUCACACUAAAACACAUUUACUUUUACAAGCUCAUUUUUCUCGUGUUGAACUUCCUAUAGCUGAUUAUAUUACAGACACAAAAUCGGUUCACGACCAAUCUAUUCGUAUUUUACAAGCGAUGAUUGAUGUUUGUGCUGAUGAAGGUUACUUAGUGACAGUUCUGCAGAUUAUUAUUUUAAUGCAAAUGACAGUACAAGGUUGUUGGUAUCACGGUAGCGCUUUGUUGAUGCUUCCAAACGUUACCAGUGACAUGCUACCAUUAUUUAAAAUAAACCCAAGAAUGAAGUCAGAUACACCUCGUCAAAUAGUUUGUAUACCAGAACUAAUCAGUUAUUGCGCUAAAACCCCCAAGUUGCUCCAUAAUAUGAUUGGACAUGUAUUAAAAUCAAACGAAAUUGAAAAAAUAUACGAAGUUUUGUCUGUUUUACCAAUCGUAUCUAUAAAAACAUCAUUGUUUGAUGAUCAAUCUAAAGGAGAACAAGCAAUCGACUUAACUCAAACCAAUUCAAACAAACGAGAGUGGCUUCCGAUUCGCGCUGGCUGCGAGUAUGCUCUGAAAAUUAGUAUUAAGAGAGAUCAGUUAAGUCCCAAGAGACCGACUUCAAAAGCAUACGCUCCUUUGUUUUCAAAAUCAAAAGAUGAAGGAUGGUUCUUUUUACUCGGAGAAAUAGAUUGUAAAGACAUUCUUGCUCUCAAAAGGGUAUCUUUUAUACACAAAGAAAGUACUGUAAAUCUUGGUUUUUACGCACCUGAAGACCGUGGAAAUAAAAUUUUUACAUUAUACUUAAUGAGUGAUAGCUAUCUUGGUAUGGACCAGCAAUAUGAUCUGUUUUUUGAUGUGCAAUAAACUAAAAUAUAUUUUUAUAUAAAAAAAUAUGUUUAUAUAUGAAUAAAAGAAUAAAUUAA
Molecule: messenger RNA, 6530 nt
Organism: Hydra vulgaris (swiftwater hydra)
Lineage: Eukaryota; Metazoa; Cnidaria; Hydrozoa; Anthoathecata; Hydridae
Product: activating signal cointegrator 1 complex subunit 3
Molecular function (GO): ATP binding; nucleic acid binding; ATP hydrolysis activity
Source: RefSeq, a predicted model, not a curated record